Messenger RNA from Chondrus crispus (carragheen), 2082 nucleotides. Its product is annotated as thioredoxin domain containing protein. NCBI's taxonomy places the organism in Eukaryota, Rhodophyta, Florideophyceae, Gigartinales, Gigartinaceae. Gene Ontology annotation, molecular function: protein binding. The coding region runs from base 1 to 1404 and encodes 467 amino acids. The record is from RefSeq and is a predicted model, not a curated record. The transcript has 2 exons.
AUGUCUCUGGAACACGUCUCCUCGCUCUCGGCGUUUCAGACCAUCCUCAACACGAGCGGUAAGAAGCUUGUAGUCGUCGAUUUCCAUGCCACCUGGUGUGGUCCGUGCCACGCCAUCGCGCCCUUCUACGAAAAACUCUCCCGCAAAUACGCCGGGCGCGCCCGCUUCAUCAAGGUUGAUGUCGAUGAAGCCCAGGAUGUCGCCCAGCACUGCUCCGUCUCCGCUAUGCCGACAUUUCACAUGUACAUGAAAGGUAACCGGGUUUCGGACUUUUCUGGUGCUGACAGCUCAAAAUUAGCGGCUGAGGUCGAGCGCUGUGCCCCAUCUUCUUCCGAUGUCUCGUUUGGGGGGUCCGGCCGCACGCUGAGUGAUCCCGCGGGUGCGUCAGCGUCCGGCUCGGGCAGCAAGCCCUCGGGUAGUGCGAGGAGUGCUCGUGCAAUUGCUGCAGACGCAGCAGCGAGGAGAAUGGAGGAGGUAGCGAAGGCGAAGGCUGCAGCACGAGCCGCAGAAGAGGCUGCGGCUAAAGAAGCAGCCGCUGCCGCGGAGAAAUCGGAUGGGAAGCCGUCGGCCAGUAGCGACGGGCCCCGGCCUGCGAAAAAUGACGCCAGACUCAAGGUUGAUCCGGUGCUGCUGAAGUCUAUGGUCGGAGAGAUGGGAUUUCCGAAGAUUCGAGCAGAAAAGGCAUUGAUUUUGACCGGCAAUAAGAGCAUUGAAAGGGCUGUAGAGUGGUGCUUCCAGCACGCAGAUGACGCGGAUAUCGAUGAACCGUUGCAGCUUGUCACGAAGGAAGGCGGCAGCAAACCCAAGCUCAGUCCGGAGGAAGCAAAAAAGAAGGCGGAUGAGCUGUAUGCACGCGCACGUACCAGGCGUGAGGCUGAGGAAAAGAAGGAAGCUAUCGAGAAAGAGAAGCGUCGUCUAAAAUCGGGAAAGGAAGUGACGGCAGCAAAGCUCAAGCUUGAGGAGGAGUCGAGGAAACGUGCGGUUGACGAAAAGAAGAGGGAGAAGUUGGAAGCGAAGCAGCAAAGGGAGAGGGUUCGACAAAUGCUCGAGGCGGAUAAACAACGGCGUAGGGAGAAGUUCAACAUGCCGGGCCCAGCACCAAGCAACCCUCAGCCUUCUAAACCAAAGGUGGCUCCUCCUGUUGCCCCGAGGGCGACUGCCGAUAGGGGAAGUAUUCAAUUUCGACUGCCGGACGGUAGCCGUAUCCAAGGGGAGUUCGAGCGGCACCAUACGGUUGGGGAUCUCUUGUCCUUCCUUGCAUCCACUCGACCGGAUAUCGGUUCUCGCAAUGUAACGCUUUCGCAGCAGUACCCUCGCAGGAAGUUCACAUCUAGAGAUAGCGCUGCUUCUCUCGGUGAUCUGAACUUGCUACCUAGAGAAGCGCUCACUGUGUUGUUCUCCUAGGGUGUUGUACCCUCCCCCUUACCUGGAUUUGCAGGGCUUUCCGUAGUAAGGCAUUGAGAGCAUCGUGUUCUUCAAGGAUUGGGUAAAGUGGUUCUGAAACCAGCCCAUUUGUACACGGGAGACCUUAGGUUUCAGACUAUAUAGAGACAUAGAAAGAGAAAGAGAAAUCACUCUCCACAAGACGAAUUUAAAGGUCAAGCUAUUUUCCUCGGUCCCGGUGCCCACGUUGGAUGAUUGAGAAAUGGCGCUCUUGGCAUUUUGGUUUGGCGACAAGGGCAGCACUCCUAUGCUGGAGAAUCGAAAUUUGCACACGUCUGAACGGCUUUCAUAGCAUGAGUUCUCUUGUUCCUUGUGUUAUGGUACAGCAUGCAUCAAUUAUGAUGAGGUGCAUGCAGAUAUAUCUGGAGCUUUUUGAAAGGCCGAAGAACCAUGAACCACCGUUUUCUAGAUGCCAUUAUAGUCUUCUCUUUGCGCGGUGAUUCCUCAGUUGACGGAAGCGGUAAAAUCGCAAAAGCGGGACGGUUUCUUGUGAAGUAUGAUCACCUUCGCCACACUUCAUGUGCAUCAGGAAACGUGCAACCUCCUGUAACCCCGAAGCACAAAGGGUACCCUUUAAAGGGUACAGAGUAAAAUCUCGAUGUAGUAGAGAGAUUACGAAGCUACAAUUUAUCCUUUUAA